Homalodisca vitripennis (glassy-winged sharpshooter) is the source of this 1617-nucleotide messenger RNA. Its product is annotated as piggyBac transposable element-derived protein 4-like. NCBI's taxonomy places the organism in Eukaryota, Metazoa, Arthropoda, Insecta, Hemiptera, Cicadellidae. The coding region runs from base 1 to 1617 and encodes 538 amino acids. The transcript has a single exon. The record is from RefSeq and is a predicted model, not a curated record.
AUGGCGCCUACCGCCCCUUCCAGUCCACAGGACAUGAGCGAAUGUGAUGAUGAAGAUAAUACUCCUUUAGGUAAUAUUUUUUAUUCAAAGGACAAACAGAAGAGAGUGAUGAAGUGGAAUAAGUGUCCUCUUGAUCCAUCUAACAUUCGUAAAAGGGCAUCAAACAUUGUGUUGCGAUUGCCCGGGCCUAGAGGUGAGGCUCGGAACACUAAAACUGAGAUUGAUUGUUUUAAUUUAUAUUUUGAUGAUGAUGUUAUAGAAAUGAUAGUAAAUGGAACUAACAUUUACAUUUCAGGUAUAAAAGACCAAUUUGAGCGUGAAAGAGAUGCAAGACCAACAGAUAAGACUGAAAUUCGUGCUUUUAUAGGAAUUCUCUCUGGUUGUUUGGGCAGUGGAAGGAAACACACAAAGCAUAUUUGGGACAAUAAUCGUGGAAGUGGCGUAGAAUCGUGUUACUUGACAAUGAGUGAAAAUCGUUUUCAUUUUCUAAUGAGGUGUAUGCGAUUCGAUGAUAUUCGAGAUCGUCCACAAAGAAAAGCUGUAGAUAAUCUAGCACAUAUUAGAUCGUUUUUUGAGCUGAUUGUGCAGAAAUUUAAGACGUUCUUCACACCCAGUGAGUAUUGCACUGUUGACGAACAUUUGUUGAAGUUUAGAGGCAACUGCCAAUUCAAGAUUUACAUUCCAAGUAAACCAGGAAAAUAUGGGAUCAAGGUUUUUGCCUUAGUUUGUGCAAAAACUAUGUAUGUGUAUAAUUUAGAAGUUUAUGUGGCUAAGCAGCCUCCAGGACCUUUCAAUGUGUCACAGUCUGCAGAGGACGUAACAAUUCGAAUUUGUGAGCUAAUUGCAGGAACAAAUCGGAAUAUUACAAUGGAUAACUGGUUUACUUCAAUACCUUUGGCUGAAAAAUUAUUUGAAGAAAAACAGUUGACUAUUGUUGGUACGAUGAGGUCUAACAGAAUUGGCAUACCCGAAGAUCUUAAGGCAAAUAAAAACCGAGAAUUGUAUUCCUCAAUAUUUGCACACCACAAAAAAAAGACUCUUGUAUCUUAUUGCCCGAAGAAAAAUAAGGCAGUCGUCCUACUCUCGACAAUGCACAGUGACCAAACCAUUGAUCUAGACAGUGGGGAGUUGAAAAAGCCAGAAAUAGUUACAUUCUACAAUCGUACAAAAGUUGGAGUCGAUGUGGUUGACCAAAUGUGUGUGACCAAGUAUGAUGAAUCAAAAAACACCAAGCGCUGGCCUAUGGUAAUAUUUUUUGGGCUUGUGAAUAAUGCAGCAAUAAAUGCUUCACGCAUCUACAAGUUCAACAAUAUGGACACUUCAGUGCCUAGACGGGAAUUUCUAGACCAUCUUGCUUGGGAACUUAUUCAUCCCCAGAUCAGAAAACGCCUGGAAUCCUCAGUGUUACCCACUGAAAUGAAAAUUCGAGCUAGGCGAAUUUUGGGAAUAGAAGAACCUAGACGUCAACCUAUCCCACAAGACAACAGAGUAGGCCGUUGCUAUUUAUGUGGCAGAGCACGUGAUAAAUCUACACGGAAAUGCUGUGACAAAUGUGGCUACAAGAUUUGCCCUGACCACUCUUCGCUUGUAUGUCAUUCCUGUCUCAACAGUGAAUGA